Acaromyces ingoldii is the source of this 3003-nucleotide messenger RNA. RefSeq lists its product as hypothetical. Gene Ontology annotation, molecular function: dolichol kinase activity. The transcript is spliced from 5 exons. The record is from RefSeq and is a predicted model, not a curated record. Gene Ontology annotation, biological process: dolichyl monophosphate biosynthetic process. Lineage: Eukaryota; Fungi; Basidiomycota; Exobasidiomycetes; Exobasidiales; Cryptobasidiaceae. Gene Ontology annotation, cellular component: endoplasmic reticulum membrane. Bases 1 to 3003 code for a protein of 1000 amino acids.
AUGCCCACACCACGACGAGCAGGGUCGGCUUCCUUGAAAAAGACGUGGUCAAACGACUCGACAGCGUCGAGACACGAGGUGGACCUGACCAGGCCUCGCAAGCACGCACGAAGGACCUCGUUGCCCGUCCAUCAUGCUGGAGGAUCACAAGCCAAUGGCGAGUCCUCGGCACUGCUAGAGAGACGGGGUUUCAGGGAAGCGGUCAAUGGAGCAGGGCUAAGCUCGAAUGGACGGGGUGUCUUGCGAAGGCGUGGCUCAACUUCUCAGCAGCGAAAUGGCAGAACAUCGAGCGAGAGGCCGAGAAGGCUCGAUGCUCCGAUCGAGGACGAUGGACAUGGCGGAGACGACGAAGAAGACGAGGAAGACGACCACACAUCCACAUUCGAGGAUAAAGAUGAUUCGGACGACCUCGCUCGUCGUAGACGGAGAGUCUGGACCAAGAGGGGGCUGGACGAGGACACAGAUGGUGUGAUCUCGAGCACGACAUAUGCAGCUGGACCUUCUGGCGGAGGAAAUGGUGUCAGCGGUGUGGAAAGCAGCAGCGAUGGAUCGAGCUCGGAUGGGCGUCAUGUGUUCGACUGGGACGUCCCUCAUCGUAGAAGUAUACAAGGGAUAGCAGCAGCCGGUGGUCCUCCCUCGGCGUCCUACAAAAGAUCCUCAUUUCACGCCGAUGGCCCUCCCAAGAGACGCAAUGGACGCGCAUCAACGCGGCCAGAUGAGAGAGCAGAGCCGAUAUCGGCGCCCAGCACAGGACUACUUUGGAAAGGCGCUUCUCAACCAGGCACCAGUGACGGAUCUUUUGCGGGCCUCGCCACGCAAACUGUCCAACGGGCAUUGGGCAAGACGAGCUCGGGCCCUAACUCGACACCGCCCGGCAGAACAAAAGAGCUUCCGAGCGGUGUUGCAGAGAUAACAACAACAGCACAGCAGAGGAAAGGAGCAAGGCCACAAAGACCAUCGAGACAACUUAAUCCUCUACUCGAGGCGGCCUUUCUGGUGGCAGCUGGCGCCUGGGCAUGCUUAAAGCUCCUCGAUAAUGCAGAGGAGGUGGUCAGACUGCAAGCAUUUGAGAUUGCCAUGAUUGUGACAUGCUCGACGCUCUACUACCUCCUGCGGUCUCCCGAUACGUUCGGAUCCAUCUGGGCGACGGACGCCCGCAACUAUCGUACCUGCUCCGACGAUGGUGCCAUGAGCGGCCUCUUGCUGGGACCUCUGCUGGCAGUGACAUGCCUUUUUGCUGCGCUCGAUGAUCCAAAGCCGUCAAAGAGGAUGUUGGCUUCUGGAGACCCCCUCGUCUUCCCACCGUGGCGCGUCGAAGGGCCCCAAGACAUUCUCGGCAGCCGAAGAUCGGUCCCCCAUCCCCGGCUCAGUGCAAUGGCUCUAUCUCGGUGCGACCUCGUCAGCCUUCAGACGCUCACCUCGACGACAUUGCUGGCCCAUUUGCUCGCCACGACAUGGAUUAAGCGCCCACAUGAGUUCCCAGCGAGCAAUUGGAGGCGAUUGUGGAGCUUCAUCAAGUUCUCGACGCUUCUCUCUGCUCUCCUGGCCAUCGUUAGGGAGCUAGCCGCCUCGUAUGGCGUGCCCCUCUGGACCGACAUUUCCCGCGUCGAGCUGUUCACCACCGCUCAAUUCUACCAAUCCAACCUCUAUGUCAUUUCGCGUUUGGCCAGGAGGAGCUUCACUUUGGGCGAGCUGGCCAUUGUCUCGACUGUCGGCGUCACACUCUCGGUUGAGACUCUCAAUCUGACAGCCGCCAAGCUGACGCCCGCAACGACGGCCUUUGUCAAGACAUUUCGCCACCCAACCCCCUUGCUCGUCUUCCAGUUAGCUCUCGUCGUGGGCACCUUUAUGAUUGGGUUCCUCCUCUCGCCGCUUCUCUAUCUGUCCCGGCACUUGGCUCAGAAACCGGUGCAUCGACUGCGAUGGCCUCACAAGCGUGAUCUCCACCGCCGACUGCUGGCCGGUUUCUUCUACCUUUUCGCCGCUCUAUUUGUCGUCGGCGUCUUGGGCUUCUGGGUCUGGUGGCAGCUCGGGGGACGUAACCCGUGGAUGUGGACGUUGCACUUUGUCAUCAAGGGCAAGUAUUGGUGGUCUCGUCCCUUGCUCGUUGGCUACUGGCUUGCUCUUGUCAGUGGCAGCAUUGCGGGCUGGCAAGCGACCGUCGUCAGCGGCAAGCGUAUUCGCCUCCGACCGGGCAAUUCCUCAACAGUAACGCAAUCUGUCAACUCAGCUCGUCUCGCUGCAGCGCCGCCCUACUCUGCCAAUGAGCCCCUCGAGACGACAUCGGGCAAAGUGAUGAGCAAAGUUGGCUUGCGCGCUGCCGACGGGUCUGCAAUGGGCCCAAAUGGCCCGGCUGCUCCCAACCCAAACAGCCAUUUGGCCCUCAAGAAGGCCGCACACCUAAGCCUCAAUGCUCGCCGAAAGUUCUUUCAUGCCCUUGCCGUGCUUCUGUUUGCGCCCGGCAUUGCUCUCGACCCCGCAUUCACGCACCUGGCCUUCAGCUUGGCCUUUUCCGUCUUCAUCAUGGCCGAAUACACGCGCUACUACGCCCUAUACCCCUUUGGCGCAGCGCUGCACGUCUUCAUGUCGGAGUUUACCGACCACAAGGACUCUGGGCCCGUCAUUCUGUCGCACUUUUACCUCUUGACCGGCUGCGCAGGGACGCUUUGGCUAGAGCCCACGCAGGGCGGCAUCGCCCACCAGAUCGGUGUUCUGACGCUGGGCGUCGGGGAUGCCUUGGCAAGCAUCAUUGGAAGAAGAUACGGGAGGGUCAGAUGGCCUGGAAGCUCCAAGACGGUCGAAGGAAGCAUUGCAUUUGUCACCUCGAUCUUUGCCAGCGCUUGCCUGCUGAGACUCAUUGGCUGGUGCGAUGCCUUCAAUCUUUCGCGCUUCUUCCUCGUCACUUUGACACUCGGCAUCCUGGAAGGCGUCGCUUCACAAAACGACAACCUCGUCUUGCCCAUUUACGGCUUUAUCUGCAUUUACCUCUUUGACGCACAUUAA